Molecule: messenger RNA, 762 nt
Organism: Durio zibethinus
Lineage: Eukaryota; Viridiplantae; Streptophyta; Magnoliopsida; Malvales; Malvaceae
Source: RefSeq, a predicted model, not a curated record
CUCACGUUACCCUUUUAAAAUCUCAUUUCACUUGCUUUCCUUCUGAAAAGAAAUCAAAUACCCAAAUAUUUUCACACCAAAAAAAAAAAAAAAAAACAUGAAGAGAAGUUUUCCGAAUAGAGAGGUUGAGAAUAAUUUAGCCUUGGCAAAUUGUUUGAUGCAACUCUCACAAGGAGGCAAUAAAUAUGAAGAUGCCAUGAACAAUAGCAUCCCAAGCCGGGUUUUCGAGUGCAAAACAUGUAAUCGGCAGUUCCCUUCGUUUCAGGCUCUAGGAGGUCAUCGAGCGAGCCAUAAGAAGCCUAAGCAGACGGAAGUAGAUGGCGAAACGGAGAAUCAACCACCGGCUAAACCUAAGACGCAUGAGUGUUCGAUUUGUGGAGUCGAAUUCGCGAUCGGGCAAGCGUUGGGGGGACAUAUGAGGAGGCAUAGGGCUGGUUUGAGUGAAAACCAGCAUGGUGCUUUGAGUUUGUCUAACGAGCCAGUGAUGGCACCGAUUGUGAAGAAAUCUCAUAGCAGAAGGAUUUUGUGCUUAGAUUUGAACUUGACUCCUUUGGAGAAUGAUUUGGAACUGCUCAAGCUUGGCAAGGCAACUCCAACAAUAGAUUGUUAUUUGUAAACUCUUCUGUCUGAUCCUAGCUAUAUAGUUUUUUUUUUUUUUUUUGAGACAGAGGGGGGUUAUUCUAUUACUAUUUGAUAUUUGUUCAUUAAUUUACAGAUAAAAAUAUAAUAAAUAUACAUCACUAUAUUUCAGUUUCUUUUUAA